This is a messenger RNA of Scaptodrosophila lebanonensis, 1481 nucleotides long. RefSeq lists its product as uncharacterized. Bases 98 to 1138 code for a protein of 346 amino acids. Lineage: Eukaryota; Metazoa; Arthropoda; Insecta; Diptera; Drosophilidae. The record is from RefSeq and is a predicted model, not a curated record. The transcript is spliced from 2 exons.
AUAUGUGAACAACUUUUCCGAGAAUAAUUUUCGAUUAAACGGUUGCUCACAUCAGUCACUCGUUUAGGUGAACAAAAUUUAAAAAAAAAAUCGAAUAAUGGAUACUAAUUCCUCCCGGAUUUCAUCGAACUUCGUUGAACUACAAAGUGACCGAGCUCCGCAACAUUUGGAAACCAAUGGAUCCAGUAGGUUCCCUCGACGCCGGAGCCGUGUUGUUGAGCCGCUUUUGGGGCAGCCUGGCGGACGAGAUGACCCCAACAGAAAAGGAUUAAAUGGUUCGUGCACGAAAUGGUACAUACGCUAUCUAAAGCAAGGGUUCGCACCAGCCAUAGCCCGAAUGAAAGCGCUGGAGCAUCGUCAAGGUGCCAACGAUAUUAAUAAGGGAACUUUAGGGACUGCUCGAAAGCGAUCGAAAAGUCCGUUGGAGAUCUCUCCUAAAAAGGCACGUUCUUGCGAACCCAAGAGAUCGGUCGAAAAUAGGGUACCGAAUCCAGAAAAAAAUGUAAAAGUAGUAGUUAUCCCAGUUGGGUACCCAAAAGAAGUUCUCGCACCCGAAGAUCUCCCGAAUUUGGAAGAGGCCAUUUUGAUGCAGAUCGCUAAAGGUUCGGACGUCGCAUUGCGCCUUGACGGCAUUAAAUUUCAGUCAGGAUACUUGGUUGUAGAUUGUCAUGGAGAGAUGCCAGCUAAUUGGCUGAUGAGAGAGAUUCCGAAGCUAUCUACUUGGAAAGGAAAACCUAUAGAAGGGCAACUUGGCGAUGAGUUUCCCUCAAUGCACAACAUUUCCUUGUACUUGCCAAAUAGUGCUAAUAAGUCUGAGGAAUUUCUCCUCAGCUUGAUUCGCAACCAAAAUAUGUUGUGCACAGACACUUGGAAGGUAUUGUCACAAAGAAAUGAAGGAAACGACUGUCACUUAACCAUUUGCGUCAAUAACCGGACUAUGAAGCAGAUAGCCGCCAAAGAAAACAAGCUGUGGUUUCGCUUCGGCGCCAUUCCAGUAAUUGAGGAGGAAGUUCAAGACGACCCAAUCCUACCUGAAACUGAAACUGAUGCGCCCAUUCAAAAUAAUGAAUUUGAUAAGGACGAAGAACCCAGCGUCAUUUUGAUAAACAGUAACACUGUCAUUGAUUUAUCAGAUUAAUCACCAACAUUAUAUUCAAACGCAUACUGUAAACAGUAUAUUCAAGAGCUCCUGGAUUUUUAGAGGACAGCGAGCUAAGGCACUUUCUCCUUCCCAUGUUUCGAUGGUGUGAUACGUGGCCUUAUACAUACCCUACAACACAUCUUUUGUGGAACUUUAACCACCGAUUGUACGAUAUUGUAAUAUAAAUUACUACUGAAGUCGUACAACUUUGAGUUAAGCUCCUUUAUAGAAAAAUAUAUAUUUAUGUCCUUCGGAAAAUCUUUAUGACAUUAGUUCAAUAAUGUGAUUCAACAAGUACAAAACAAGAUUGGAAUCUUAGAGUUGUAAGCAAUUCACCUUG